Messenger RNA from Acanthaster planci (crown-of-thorns starfish), 11429 nucleotides. Its product is annotated as ubiquitin carboxyl-terminal hydrolase 9X-like. Gene Ontology annotation, biological process: cell migration; protein deubiquitination. NCBI's taxonomy places the organism in Eukaryota, Metazoa, Echinodermata, Asteroidea, Valvatida, Acanthasteridae. Gene Ontology annotation, cellular component: nucleus; cytosol. The record is from RefSeq and is a predicted model, not a curated record. Gene Ontology annotation, molecular function: cysteine-type deubiquitinase activity.
AUGACGGAAAGUACGGUACAAACACGGGUGGCAUCGCUCAUGUUUACCACCUAUUUCCAGCUCAGUUUUCCUCCAUUGGAAGUGGAAGUGAACUUGAAAAGGGCGUGACUUCAAGGAAAGAUUGUACCAAUGCACUGCUGUGACAGCAAGUGUCCAACACUUCGUCUCCUUACCCUGAUCUGAACCCCAACCAUCGUCGAGCAUCAAUAUCGAGCCCCCUGACCCCCCACCCCAACAAAAUGACAGUCGGGAUGAGAGGCAGCCCCACAGGGGGCGGGGACUCAGGGUCAGAGGGGACUCCUGCCACAGAGACCAAUCCCCACCAACAGAACCAGCCGCAGACCCUGGGGCAGCAGUCGCAACCGGUGACGCCACCCAGCCCUCAGCAGCCCCCUGCCCAGGGAGGCAGUGGCGACAGCGACUUGGAGGUGGAUUUGGAAGAGCCGGAGUUCCCCUUGGACGAGCUGAGCCGACUAGACGACAUGAUCAACAAACCACGGUGGGUGGUGCCGGUCCUACCCAAGGGGGAACUGGAGGUCCUGCUGGACGCCGCGAUAUACCUUUGCAAGAAGGGUGCUGAUGUCCGCAGCGAGCCUUGCCAGCGAUUUUUCCGAGAUGGCCUCACAACGUCCUUCACCAAAAUCCUCACAGAUGAGGCCGUGAGCGGCUGGAAGUUCGAAAUCCAUCGGUGCAUUAUGAAGAACACAGACCGACUGAUCGAGCUGUGUAUAGUCAAGCUAGAACAGGACUGGUUUCCACUUCUUGAUCUUCUCGCAAUGGCCCUCAACCCUCUGUGCAAGUUCCAUGUUUACAAUGGCACACGCCAAUCAGAAUCUGUCCCACAAGGGUCACAGAUAAACAGCAAUGAGUUAUAUGCAAGGCCCCCCGAUCUCAGAACACCCAAGGGCUGGCUGGUGGAUCUGAUCAACCGGUUUGGCUCCCUCCAAGGUUUUGACAUCCUCAAGAAGCGGUUUCUGAGUGACACCCAGCCCCUAAACGUACCCAUCAUCCAUGCUCUCAUCAGGCCAUGGGGACAGUGCUAUGAACUGCUGACAUCACAUAUCAUCCAGAGCCACUUCAUGCCGGUCGUGGAGCGAAUUGUGAGCUACUUGGACAAUCUAACGGAUGAGGAGUUGAAGAAAGAGUCCAAGAACGAAGCCAAAAACGACGCCCUCACCUCCAUCAUCAAGUCUCUGAAGAACUUGGUAUCGAGAAUACCCAACCAGGAAGAAAAGAUCAAAAAUCUGGAGAUGUUCCGCUUGAAGAUGAUUCUGAGACUUCUGCAGAUCUCCUCCUUCAACGGCAAGAUGAACGCCUUGAAUGAAGUCAACAAGGUCAUAGCCAGCGUGUCGUACUACACCCACAAGCACAGCGGCAUGGAGGAGGAGGAGUGGCUAACAGCGGAGAGGAUGGCCGAAUGGAUUCAGGAAAACCAAGUGCUUUCAAUUGUGCUGAGGGAUAGUCUACAUCAACCCCAGUAUGUAGAGAAGUUGGAGAAAAUCCUGAGGUUCGUCAUCAAGGAAAAGGCGCUGACGAUGGAGGACCUAGAUAAUAUAUGGGCCGCCCAGGUUGGAAAACAUGAAGCUAUUGUUAAAAAUGUCCACGACCUUCUUGCCAAGCUAGCCUGGGACUUCUCUCCCGAGCAGCUAGACCAUCUGUUUGACUGUUUCCAGGAGAGCUGGUCCACGGCAUCCACCAAGCAGCGGGAGAAGCUACUGGAGCUGAUCCGUCGCCUGGCGGAGGACGACAAAGACGGCGUGAUGGCCCACAAGGUUCUCGGACUGCUAUGGGCGCUGGCCCAUCAGCAGGACGUGCCCACGGACAUCAUGGACCAGGCCCUGCACGCGCACACCAAGAUCCUGGAUUACAGCUGCUCCCAGGACCGAGAUGCCCAGAAAAUUCGCUGGAUUGACCGAUUUGUGGAGGAACUGCGGACAGACAAGUGGGUCAUCCCGGCCUUGAAGCAGAUCAAGGAAAUCUGUUGUCUGUUUGGAGAGGCUCCGCAGAACUACACUCAUGCCCAGCGCUGCCCCCACGUGCAGUACCGCCACGACGUCAUCAACAUGCUGCAGCAAAAGCACUCCCUAGUCACCCUGGUGGCGGAGAAUCUCUCCAGCUACAUGAACCAGGCCAGGCAGAUAGCCAAAGAAAAUCCAGAUCUUGACCCUCAUGAUGUCACCUCGGAGAAUAGAUACAGCCAUGUACAGCAAGUCCAAGAGCGACUCAACUUCCUAAGAUUUCUGUUGAAAGAUGGACAACUAUGGCUCUGUGCACCUCAGGCAAAACAGAUCUGGAAUUGUCUUGCAGAGAACUCCGUGUAUGUCAGUGACAGAGAAGCCUGCUUCAAGUGGUUUUCCAAGUUGAUGGGAGACGAACCAGACCUAGACCCGGAGAUCAACAAGGACUUCUUUGAAAACAACAUCCUGCAGCUGGAGCCCUCGCUGCUUACUGAGAACGGCAUCAAGUGCUUUGACCGGUUCUUCAAGGCGGUCAACUCCAAGGAAGGCAAGCUGGUGCCCAAGCGCCGCAACUACCUGAUGGACGACCUGGAGCUGAUUGGCCAGGACUACCUGUGGCGGGUGGUACUGUGCGGCUCGGACGAGAUCGCCAACCGGGCCAUUGACUUGCUGAAGGAGAUUAACACCAACCUGGGGCCCCGGCUGCAAGCCAACCAGGUGGACAUCCACGAGGACUUCAUCCAGUCCUGCAUGGACCGGCUCAAGGCCAUGUACGACACGCUGCGCAUCCUGCAGGAGGACAAGGACGGGCCGGACAAGGUCCAGCAGGAAGCCGUGCGCAUGACCCGCGUCCUGACGGUGCUGAGGGAGUACAUCAGCGAGUACGACCUGGAGUACACGGAGGAAAGGACCAUCUUACCCAUGGCCAGAGCACACCGAGGCAAGCACGUCACGUUACUAGUGCGAUUUCCCAACCAGGGUCGUCAGGUAGAGGACAUUGAUAUCUGGUCUCACACCAAUGAAUCGCUGGCGUCCGUCCGCAGACAGAUUCUACAGAGAGUCAAAGCUAAUACGGCUACCACCAGGGUGGACCUGUACGUCAACGGAGAGCUACUAGAUCCAACUGAGGACCGGAGGCUGGUGGGAAAGAUCCCCCUCCGAGACAAGACUUUGAUCACUGCCAAGCUCUGCCCAGUGGGGACCAACAUGCCCUCCUCUCCGGACAGUUCCUCCGAUUCGUCCACCGGCUCCCCGCACCACCCCAGCGAGGGACCCAACCUUGAGGCCGAAAAAUGCCUACCAGGAGUGCUCAUGUCCACCCAGCACAAGUACGCCGACUUCAUCUUUCACCUGGCCGACAUGGGCUGCUCUCUGGAGAUCAGCCCUCUACGGGACGGUGCCAGGGCACUCUUGAAAAUCAUCCCCGCUGACACCUCCACGGUGGACAUGCUGGCGGAGGUCUGCAGGAACAGCACCAAGCUCGGGGAUCAGUCGCCCUCACCAUCUCUAGAAUCCCUCUUCUUCGGUUCCUCCCAAUCGCAAGUACUGUACCACCUAGAGGUCCUGUAUGCACUACUGAUGCCGGCCAACAAUCCUCAUGGAGAAGCAGCGUUCGAGUUCCAGUACAAUUUCUUAAAGAGUGGUGGUGUGAUGUGUGUCAUGAACAUGCUGACCAAGAACAACUUUCUUCCAAAUGCUGACACAGACACACGAAGGCUUGCACUUCAGGUGGUCUUAAAGAUCGCCAAGCUGAUGCUGACCACAGUGGGCUACGCCAAGAUCGCUUUCGUCGCAGAUGCCUGCCAGCAGCAACAACAGCAGCAGCAGUCACCGGACGCCGCGGGCUCCCAGUCCCAACAGCAGCAGCACCCGCAGGUCUCGGCCACCGUCCACAACCAGGCUGUGGUGCUGCAGCACGCCAUGCAGCACAUCCCCAGCCCCAACGCCGAGUGCGUGCUGCGGAACGUGGCCGUCCGGCUGGGCAGGCAUGCGGCCGAAGGGGCGAAAGUGGACUCUCCGGAUCUGAGUGUUGUCAAAGCAGUGCAGAAGAUAGCCUGGUCAGCAGGAUGUGGCUGUCUACAUCUAUUGCACAGCUCCAAUGAGGAGGUUCACAAAGGCUAUGAAAAGGACAACGCCCGAAUUCCAGAGGGGGAGGACGUGGCCCUGUGCCGCGAAGCCCUGGAGGUGCUGUCGGUCUGCCUGGCCCUGUGCCCGGCCGCCCUGGACGCCCUGAACAAGGACAAGCCCUGGCAGUGCUUCAUCGUGGACCUGCUGCUCCUGGCCAAGAGCCGGCCGGUUCGCAUGGCCGCCAUGGACCAGUUCCUGCUGAUGGCCACCAAGUGCUCCAGCGGCCAGCGGCCCAUGUUUUUCUUCAUCACCCUGUGCUUCACCGUUCUACCGCAGAGCACAGCCAAGGAGCACUCCAAGCACUGCUCCGAGUACUUCUCUCUCCUCUGUCGCCUGCUCAACUACGCCUUUGCCACCAGCACUGCCAUGCCCAAUGCCGAGAUCCUGCUCAACAACGAGAUUGACUGGAUCAAGAAAAUCAGGGACCUGGUGCUGAGUACCGGUGAGAAUUACUGCGAGGAGGGGCUCCUGGAGGGCCACCUGGGCAUCACCAAGGAGCUGCUGGCAUUCAUGCUGUCAGAGAAGAAGUACCAAGUUGGCUCCAAGAAGGACGGCUGCCAACUCAUCAAGGAGCUCAUGGAAGACUUCCUGUUUCCGGCCUCCAAGAUCUUUGUGGAGACCCGCAAGAACGGGGCCGAGACCCCGCUGGACCCCAUCCGGCCAAUCUGCUUCACUCCGCCCACCACCAACGCAGCGUUUGACCUCCUGGUGGCGCUCUGCAACAACUGCGUGCCCAACCUGCGCAUGGUGGCCGACACGCUGACGGACAUGUACUACUCAGGCACGGAGGCCCCACUAACAGAGUGGGAAUACCUACCUCCAGUCGGCCCACGACCGAACAAUGGGUAUGUUGGAUUGAAGAACGCGGGAGCUACUUGCUACAUGAACUCCGUACUCCAACAGCUGUACAUGGUACCCGAUAUCCGAUUGGCCAUUCUCGCUUCGGAGGGCGGAGCCACAGACGGCGAUGACGACUUUUCUGGCGAUGAGAAACAGGACACAGAGACCAAUAUCGACGUCGGGGAUUCGGAGCACGGCGGAAGUCCGGAGGGUCAGACCAACUUGACCAAGCAGGAGGAGAGGAAGGAGUACAACCUCUGUCUCCUGAAGCAGGUCCAGGCCAUCUUCGGUCACCUCUCGGAGAGCAAGCUCCAGUACUACAUCCCCAGGGGCUUCUGGAAGCACUUCAAGCUUUGGGGGGAGCCAGUCAACCUCAGAGAGCAGCAUGACGCGCUGGAAUUCUUCAACAGUCUGGUGGACAGCCUGGACGAUGCACUCAAGGCCUUUGGAGCCAACGCUGUCUUUGCCAAAGUGAUGGGCGGUUCUUUUGCAGACCAGAAAAUCUGUAAAGAUUGCCCGCACAGGUAUUCCCGCGAGGAGUCUUUCACCACCCUGAACGUGGAUAUCCGCAAUCACCAGAACCUCAUUGACUCCCUAGAGCAGUACGUCAAGGGGGACCUGCUCGAGGGCGCCAACGCCUACCACUGCGAGAAAUGCAACAAAAAGGUUGAUACGGUCAAAAGGUUGUGCAUUAAGAAGCUACCUAGUGUGUUAGCAAUCCAGCUGAAACGGUUUGACUACGACUGGGAAAGGGAGUGUGCAAUAAAAUUCAACGACUAUUUUGAGUUUCCCCGCGAGUUCGACAUGGACCCGUACACCGUGGCUGGACUCGCCAAAAUUGAGGGUCAAGUGAUCCACGACGAACGGGAGAGCAGCGAUGAGAACGAAGAGGAGACGCCCCGCAGCACCAGGUACCGGCUGGUGGGCGUGGUGGUGCACAGCGGGCAGGCCAGCGGCGGCCACUACUACUCCUACAUCCUGCAGAGGAAUGACAGUAAUGGGAAAUGGUAUAAGUUCGACGACGGGGAAGUGACGGAGUGUCGUAUGGACGACGAUGAGGAAAUGAAGAACCAGUGCUUCGGAGGAGAGUACAUGGGAGAAGUCUUUGAUCACAUGCUCAAGAGGAUGUCUUACAGGAGACAGAAGCGCUGGUGGAAUGCCUACAUCCUGUUCUAUGAGCGCAUGGAUCCACCAAAGAAAGAUUUGGAAAAGUCCAUUGAGAACCUUACCAUCACUCCCAAGAUCCUACUGAAGAUGCCAGCCUCCAUCCAGCGUCGAGUCCGGCGCCAGAACAUCCAGUUCAUGCACAGCCGCAUGCAGUACAGCAUCGAGUAUUUCCUCUUCAUCCGCAAGCUGGUCACGUGCAACGCCACGCUCUUCAGCGUGCCCCAGGGACAGGAACAGCUGGGUCCUGAGGCAGAAGAGCUUGCCAUGAUUAGUAUUCAGCUCGCAUCCAGAUUCCUCUUCAGCGUAGGCUUUCACACCAAGAAGACACUACGGGGGCCAGCCACCGAGUGGUACGACGCACUCUAUGUUCUACUACGGAGCAGCAAAAAUGUACGCCGGUGGUUUGCCCAGAACGUCCUCUUUGCCCACACCUCGCGGUUCUCCGAGUACCUUCUAGAAUGCCCCAGCUCCGAGGUACGGAAUGCCUUUGCCAAGAUUAUAGUAAUUCUAGCUCACUUCUCACAGCAAGAUGGACCUUUCAGCCCAGCUGGUCAAGCCUCGGACUCCACCAGUACCCUGAGUGACUACCUGCUCCACGCCGUCCUGUCUCUCCUCAAGAAGGAAGUGUCGGAGCACGGCAGACACCUGACCCAGUACUUCCAUCUCUUCCAGAUGUACGCCAACCUCGGCAUCCCGGAGAGGACCCAGCUAUUGAAGUUGAAUGUCCCGGCUACUUUCAUGCUCGUAGCGUUGGACGAGGGGCCGGGACCGGCCAUCAAGUACCAGUACGCCGAGCUGGGCAAGCUCUAUUCGGUCGUCUCCCAGCUGGUCCGAUGCUGCGACGUGUCGUCUCUCUGCCAGUCCUCAGUGGUGGGUUGUGCGCCGAGAGAGAACCCCCACGGCGACAACGUCUGCAGCAAGCCCAUCAUGGUCAUCCAGCAGCAGGUGGCCGACCAGCUCUUCCUGAGAGGCGGCUACGUCAAGAAGCUCAUCGAAGACUGCAACAAUUCUGAUGAGACCACCAAACUUCUCAAGUUCUGCAGCUGGGAGAACCCCAAGUUCUCCUCCAUGGUCCUAGGCGAGCUCCUGUGGCAGGUGGCGUACUCCUACACCUACGAGCUCAGGCCCUACCUGGACCUACUCCUCCAGAUGCUGCUCCUGGAAGAUUCCUGGCAGAACCACCGCAUCCUCAAUGCUCUCAAAGGUAUUCCAGAUGAUCGGGACGGCCUGUUUGACACGAUCCAGCGCUCCAAGAACCAUUACCAGAAGCGUGCCUACCAGUGCAUCAAGUGCAUGGUGGCGCUCUUCACCAACUGCGAAGCGGCGGCCCGUCUGCUGGCGUCACAUGGCGACCUCAAGCGUAAGUGGAACUGGUCAGUGGAGUGGCUAGGCGACGAACUGGAAAGGAGGCCAUAUUCAGCCAAUGCCCAGUACACCUACAACAACUGGUCCCCGCCGGCCCAGUCCAACGAGACCUCCAACGGUUACUUCCUGGAACGCUCGCACAGCGCUCGCAUCACCCUAGCCAAAGCCUGCGAACUCUGCCCAGAUGAUGAGCCAGAGGAUUUAGAUGCCAUUGACGAGCAAGAAGGGUCCCCCCAGGACGACCCGCCGGUACCCAACUACCAGCAGCAUCUACCACACCUGCAGCAGCCCAAUAACCAGCAGAUUGCUUCACAGGUACCGGAAGAGGAAGGUUCGCCCCAGGAAGAUGCGCCCAUCACCAACAUCCAGCAGCAGAACAAACCACAGCCCCCGCCAAACAACCAACAGCACGUGACUGCGCAGAACAGCCAACUUCAGCCACAAGUGCCCAACAACCAGCAGCCGCCACCCUUCACCCAGAACCACCAAGCCAACCUCCACCGGCACCCCAACGCCAUCAACAACACCUUGCACAGCCCCCCGAACCCCCCGGCCCACAGGGGGGGAGGCCAGCAACAACAACAGCCACAACAACAGCCACAACAACAACAACAGCAACAGCAACAACCCCCACCACCGGGGGAGGAGGAGCUCUCCCAGGAACCCACCCACGACCCCGGUGACGGCUACCCUAACAACAAGGACAAGGAAGGUCAGUGAGACCCUCCGAGAGCUCCCUGGGAAGACCCUGUGACGUCACAGGUUUUGUCGACGGUCGCAGAAGUUCCCGAUCUGGCAGAAAAAUUGACUAAUUAGCAUUAAGCAGCAAAAUCCAGUGCCCUAGACAUUGCUUUCGUUUUCAUCAGACCCCUGAACCAAGAUCAAAUCACUGUGUUUGAUAGAGCAACUCCGGUAAAAAAAACAACCAAAAACAAAACAAAUGGCUCGUUGUAAACUUGAAGCCAGAUGAAAAGUAAGACUACACCCAGCACGCAAAUUCAAACAAGAAGUAACUGGUUUUUUUUGUAAGAAAUGCCAAAAAUUUUGAAUGCAGAAACUUAAAAUACAAAAAAAAAGCUGUGACGAGUGAUUGUGAACAGUUUGUGGGUAGUGCAAAUAUAUUUAUAUAUCUGAAACCUAAACAAAACUAUCUUUGUGAGAAACUUAAGUGCACUUUUUUUUUUCAAUUUUCACUGAAUGCCUGGGUUUUUAGUGUAAUGCCCACUCCAGCGAAUUAUAGCAAUGCUAAAAUCAAGUUGUGGCAGUCAGAGCGGCCUAAAUGUCGAAGACACUCAAAAACAGGAAAUUGAUUUGUCAUCGCAGAGUUUGAAAUGCUACAUUUGGCCCAGUGAACACAGGUUCUCCAGGUCCCUUCUUUCAAAGAACUUUGAAGAAUAUCGACACCUUUGGAAUGUUGUACAUAAUUCAGAUUAACGCUCUUCGUUUUCACCUUCCAGUUGGUCCAUUUUUGCCUGUCUGGAGAUUCUGAUACAGCAAAGGUAUUUUUUUAUGCCUGUUGGUGGAAUACUUGAAAUUAGAUGAGCAGUCCUUUGCUCCUUGUUUGUUUUAUUCCAAAAUAAUUUCAUUAAUAAGGUGUUUAUUUUUUGGCGGUGUCAAACAUGGCAUUAGUGAAGACAUACUUGCCAGAUUUGUAGGUUGUUAACCAUUUGGAUGAAAAAAAAAUAUUUUGUGUGCUCAGAAUGUGAUGACAGAAUUAUUCAGGAUUUUUUUAAAUGGAGCUUAGAAUGCUACGGCACAGUGGCAUUUUAGGUGUCGGACGCUUGCCAGGGUCCAUUUAUGAGCAAAAACUAUGAGCAAAAACGGAGCAUUAUCUUUAACAGGGAAAACAGACGUCCAAAUCCAUUCGCUUUGUCAGGUGUUCUCAGUUUUUGUUUGGUUAUGUUUUGUACUUAAGAUGAAUGACUUUGGCCAUGGCAGACAAAGUCCUUAUUCAUGUUUCUUGUCCGUUGACUUUUGUCUUGUGUGCUCGAAAUACUUGGUAAUUUUCCAGUACUUUGCUGAAGGGCUCGCCUGGGAUAUAAUUGUCAUUUUGAUAUUCAAUUUUUAAACACUGUUCCAGUGAAAAGAAAAGGCUUAUUGAACGAUAUGUAACUUCUGCGCGGUAACUUCUGGGGCAUAUCACAGAAGUGAGUUUUCCCUUUUUUUCCCUUGAGUGGUAGAAGUUUCUGCAGGUGAAGUUCUAUUCUGUAAAAUUCUCGUCUGGACAAUCCGAAGAAUGUGCAGAAUCUGUCACAAAAUUGAGAAAUUCUGGAUGGUGAAAUUCUUCAGACUGUAGAAGUUAUUUGUGACUGGCAGUCUCUAUACAUUUGAGUUCUGAUCUCGCUGUGUAUUUCCACAGCAUGGCUUCUAUGUUGUUGCCAUGGGUAUUUGGGAGGAGGGGUGAGUUACUGCAGGCUGGUCUGUCGUGUUUUAGGGCCCUUGUCUGUCUGAGGAAACUUUAAAGAUCCGCAGCUGCGCUCCUUUUGCCGGAUGAGCGAGUUGGGCGUUUCAAAACAGCAGAAUCGUUUGAGAAGAAAGCACGCGCGUAAGUCCACAGAGGGCCGCGUUGAUAGGACAGAUCGUGCAGGUGCAUCCGAAUGACCUGGGGACACGCUUCACUUUUGGCGGGUGCUGUUGGAAGACCAGACUGGCUCAGUCUGCACGCAGGCUGAUGGGUAGAAUACUUCUUGGGUUCAUGUCGAAACUUUGGUCUGCAUGGUAGUCUUCUUUGCAGGAGCUUUUUCGUACUUUCUCUGCCCUGCACACUUUCUUUCGUUACCGUAUGUAUUAUAAUCCUUCUUCAAGGUUUCAGAACACCUUUAGUCAUUUAAUACUAUUGUUAUGCUCAUUGCUUAUCAUUGCUUACCCAGAACACAGGCAUAGAGAAAGUUUGCUUGGUCUGCCAGAACUUUCUGUGUUAGAGUCACAUUCAGAUGAAAUCCACUGUAACAGUAACAACUGUGGGUUAAUUUUUACUCUGUCUAGAGAAAGUCUGUGGUCUGCAGUCCGGUGGCCUUGAAAAUGUCGGGCUGCAAAAACCAUUACCCUGCUGGUGGGAUUUUCUCGUACCCAUCUCCAGAAGAAUCUUUAUUUUCUGGUACAUCAUGAAUUAGAUUUGAUCGAUUGAGUUCAGUUAUACAAAAUGGUGAAUAUUGUAUGAUCUAUGCAGGGUUGUGUUUGGUUAUUAUUUUCUUCAGAGAUCAUUUCCAAUUUUUUUCCCUUUUCAUUUUGUGCUGUGUUUAUGUACAUUGGGGAAAGUACAUGAAGAGUUUUGCUCAAUUUGGCAUCUUAAUGAAACUGUUGGUUGCCAUGGCAACAUUCAGUUGAUCACACCAAAAUUUUUUAUAUGCAUUUAUUUAAGAGAGAUAAAUACUUUGUUUUGAGCGAAGUUUGUUAUCGUAACUAAAAAAAAAGAAGAAAAAACCCUUUGAUUUGGGUUCUGUACAUAAGUUUAAACAAAAUGGAAAUAACACAGCAAGUUAGUAAUGUUGUAUAUGUGUCAUUGUCAUACAAGUGUAGCCAGAAACAUAAUGUAAUCAUUAAGACUAGCCGCGCCCUCAAGUCGCACCGAGCUUUCGUAGUUUAAAACCUAGUUAGCCAAAACUGUUACUGGCUGUGUAAUUUAUAUUACAAGGAACACACAGGUUAUGAAGUGCAAAAAAGGACCAGUGAUUUCUGUGUAUAAAAAAAACGCGAACUACUGGUUGUUAUUUUAUUGGAAGCCUUAAUUGUUGAAGCUGGUGUUUUAUAGCAUAUUCUUAUGAUUCUUAAUAAUAGUAACAGGAAAAAAACGCACGGAUAUUUAAAAAAAAAUGUAAUUCAGAUCUAUAAAUUUCAGUUGGAUAAAAAGGAACCGCAGUAGUGAACCUGUGAUAAACGAAGACAAAUACGAACAAUGAUCUAUUGUUUUGAAAAAUGUACAUGUACAAUGGAGUAAUAAACAGCUGUGGAGCACGCGAUUUCCCUGCUCAA